Gongylonema pulchrum is the source of this 1219-nucleotide messenger RNA. The record is from the annotation of a GenBank genome assembly. NCBI's taxonomy places the organism in Eukaryota, Metazoa, Nematoda, Chromadorea, Rhabditida, Gongylonematidae.
AGAACCUUCACAUUUUAGGCUCACUUUCAAAGAAUUAGAGCCGCAGCAUGGGAUCGAGCCAUCGCAAAGAGAUGCAUCGAUCGUAGUGGAGCCACACGUGUUGCCUUGUCGAGGUCCGUAUCCUCAUGUGGAGCCACGGAAAAACACUAUACAUUUCACUCCUGCGCAGAUAGAGGCAAUCAAAUCGGGGAUGCAGCCCGGACUAACAAUGGUUGUUGGCCCGCCUGGAACCGGCAAAACCGAUGUGGCAGUCCAAAUAAUUUCCAAUAUCUAUCACAAUUGGCCUGAACAGAGGACAUUAAUUGUAACGCACUCGAAUCAAGCGCUUAAUCAACUUUUUGAGAAAAUAAUAGCAUUGGAUGUGGACGAGCGCCAUUUGCUUCGACUGGGUCACGGUGAAGAAGCUCUGGAGACGGAAAAGGAUUUCAGCAGGUAUGGUCGCGUGAACUAUGUUUUACAGAAGCGACUCGAUCUUUUGAAAGAGGUAGAAAAGCUGCAGGAAGCCCUUGAAGUAACCGGCGACGUUUCUUACACUUGCGAAACUGCCGGCCACUUCUUCCUCUAUCAAGUAUUCGCUCGUUGGGAGCGGUUCGAAAGCGAUGUCGCACGCUCCGACAAAAGUCCAAAUCCUACGGCUAGCUCAGUUGCUGAGCAUUUUCCAUUCACGAAAUUCUUCGCUGACGUCCCUGCUCCUCUUUUCAAGGGUGUUUCGUUCGAAGAAGAUUGGGAGAUUGCUCAGGGUUGCUGGCGAUACAUUCGAGGCAUAUUUACACAGCUUGAAGAAUUUCGAUCUUUUGAGUUGCUGCGUUCUGGCAGAGAUCGCACGGAUUACCUCCUGGUGAAGGAGGCAAAAAUAAUUGCCAUGACAUGCACUCAUGCGGCUUUGCGACGUAAGGAUUUGGUAGAAGUAGGAUUCAGAUACGACAACAUCUUGAUGGAAGAGGCAGCACAAAUCCUGGAAGUUGAAACUUUCAUUCCGCUUUUACUUCAGGAUCCCCAAGAUGGCAGGAAUCGUCUGAAGCGGUGGAUCAUGAUUGGUGAUCAUCAUCAGUUGCCACCAGUUGUUCAGAAUGUUGCUUUUCAAAAAUAUUCCAAUAUGGAGCAGAGUUUGUUCGCGAGAUUUGUUCGACUAGGUGUUCCACAUGUUUUACUGGAUCGCCAAGGUCGCGCCAGAGCCGAGUAUGUUUCAGCACUUUUAUAUACAGCCGCAGCAAAAUAA